Molecule: messenger RNA, 1212 nt
Organism: Vigna unguiculata (cowpea)
Lineage: Eukaryota; Viridiplantae; Streptophyta; Magnoliopsida; Fabales; Fabaceae
Product: MLP-like protein 43
Biological process (GO): abscisic acid-activated signaling pathway; defense response
Molecular function (GO): signaling receptor activity; protein phosphatase inhibitor activity; abscisic acid binding
Source: RefSeq, a predicted model, not a curated record
AAAUCUUCAUCUUCUUGGUAGUGAAGCAAUGGCAUGUUCUCAAAUUCAAAAGCUGGAAAGUGAGGUGAGUAUGAAUGCUUCUGCUGAGAAAUUCUAUGAUAUUCUAUGCAACAAGACACACCAACUUCCCAAAAUUUCCCCUCAAAAUUUACUCUCUGUUCAAAUUCAUAAAGGCCAAUGGGGUACUCAGGGAUCUAUCAUAUCCUGGAAUUAUUUACAUGAGGGGAAAGUUAGUGUGGUGAAGGAGAUGGUUGAAGACAUUGACAAGGAAAAGAAGAAAAUAAGCUUUAGGGUUAUUGAGGGAGAACUGCUGCAACAUUACAAGAGCUUCAAGAUUAUGAUACAACUUACUCCAAAACAAAAAGGAAGCACAGUGCAUUGUGUGUUUGAAUAUCAGAAACAGAAAGAUCACAUUCCUGAUCCUCAUGCCAUAUUGCAGAUAACACUUGACAUCAACAACAAAAUUAAUGCAUACCUCACUCACAACCACAACACAGAUAUGGCAUACUCGCAGGUUCAAAAGAUAGAAAGUGAGGUUGAUAUCAAAACUUCUGCUGAUAAGUUGUAUGAUGUUUUCUGCAACAGGCCACACUAUAUUGCCACCAUUUCACCUCAGAAAGUACAGUCUGUUCAAAUUCAGAAUGGAGAAUGGGGCACUGAGGGAUCCGUCAUCACCUGGAAUUACGUGCAUGAAGGAAAGAUUUGUGUAGCGAAGGAGAUAGUUGAAGACAUAGAUAAGGAAAACAAGAAACUGAGCUUCAAUGUUGUAGAGGGUGACCUUUUGGGACACUACAAGACCUUCAAAGCUAAUUUGCAAGCUACUCCAAAGGGAAAGGGUAGUGUGAUCCAAUGGACAAUAGAGUUUGAGAAACAACAUAACCACAUUCCUGAUCCUCACGCCAUGUUGCAACUCGGAAUUCAACUCACCAAAGACAUUGAUUCUUACCUUACUAAGGAUCACAACUAAAUCAUUAGUUGUCUUGUCACAUGCUGCUGUCUAAGAAAUAACAAUUGAUAUAAUAAAUUAUGGGGCCUAAUAAUUAAUUACCCCUUAAUUGCAUCCAUCAUAUGUAUUAAGUGUUGUAAUAAGGUGCAUCAGUAACUACAUAGUAGGACUGAGCUGGGCACAUUUGUAUUGUGUUGUAUGAUUUAUGUUCGGUUUGGCUUUUUUUGUAAUUGUGAACUUUGGAACUCAGUUUCUUUUGAAAUCUC